Molecule: messenger RNA, 798 nt
Organism: Paraphaeosphaeria sporulosa
Lineage: Eukaryota; Fungi; Ascomycota; Dothideomycetes; Pleosporales; Didymosphaeriaceae
Exons: 1
Coding region: 228-698 (156 amino acids)
Source: RefSeq, a predicted model, not a curated record
CACUAUGGCAUCGACGCUUCGGCCUCGCCCUCGAACGUUAAUGCCUGCAACUGGUGCGGGAAACGCAGUAGCUUUGCAACGGCCUACGCUGCCUCUGCUAGUUGUGUUCACGGAAAUCAACAAAAAACCCACAACUCUAGUGCUUAAGCGUAAGUUAUCCCUCCCAAAUGCACCCUUCUGAGGAUUGAGAAAAACACAAAUUUACACAGGUCGCAGUUGCUCCAGAUAUGGAGAUGCAUUUCCCUUCCUGCGACUGCGGCUCCCAGAAAGAGGUAAAGCAAGCGGAAUGUCGAAGGACAGUUCUCGAAUGCAACCCUCCGAAGCGGGAAAAGUUCACUAUAACUCAGCUUUCGGCUGAGGAUAGCACCAACGUGUCGUCGUGGAACAUCGCACUGUUCGGUCAGCCCCGGCAUCCUGAGCUAGACCAUGUCGAAACUUUCAAGGGCGUAAAGUGGCUUAGUCUUGAUGGGCAAACACCGGAGGAAAGAACUGAGCUUCAAGCCUGUCUUCGCAUCAUCAGUCAAAUAAGAGACAGACAGCAGAGGGAUUACAGAGCGCAAGAGGAUUUGAUAUCUAGACGAGCUGACCGACCUAAGGAACGGCAAGUGCGUGAUUUACCAGUGCGAACAUCGAGAGCAUCUUCUAUCCUAUCAAGUCCUAGCCUUGCUUCAGAGUCUUCCAAGUUCGGUUAUGUGUAGUUUUCCUUGACAUGCACAUGCGUUCCCAUGUCAAAUAUAAAGUUGGACUGGCGUUAGGUAAAUCAAAUAGAUCUCUAACAAUUAUGAUUGACUUGACUGC